Limanda limanda (common dab) is the source of this 1433-nucleotide messenger RNA. RefSeq lists its product as uncharacterized. The record is from RefSeq and is a predicted model, not a curated record. The transcript has 9 exons. NCBI's taxonomy places the organism in Eukaryota, Metazoa, Chordata, Actinopteri, Pleuronectiformes, Pleuronectidae. Bases 37 to 876 code for a protein of 279 amino acids.
UUGUCACAACGCACGGAGACUCUGGUCCCUCUCACAAUGAAGCUGCCGGCUCUGAUUGAUCUGAGUCUCAUAUUGAUCCUGGCCUCCUACUCAAAAGGUCAAAAAUGGGAUAUUAAUCUCACUCAACGCAUUAAUGCAACAAUGGGCUCAACCGUGACCAUACUGUGCACAUUUACUUAUCCGGAAGAAUACCACACCAAUGAUGUUCAGGUUUACUGGAAAAGACGUGGGAGAAGCAGCUUCAAUACCGGAGACAAUGACAAAAACCAGUUUGUCCUUCACACGAAUGAAACGUUCAUGGUGGAGCAAUACAGAGGAAACACCGAGCUCAUUGGAAAUAAAGAUGAGGGAAACUGCUCCCUCAAGAUUCGGAGUGUCACCUAUAAUGAACCGAGUCUCUAUGUGAGACUCAUCACAAAUGGUCAAAACUUCAGCUUCGUAAGGAAAGUUGUGUCCAUUUCAGUGUCUGGUGUUGCACCUGUCGUUCUCAGCCAAGGUACAAACCCCCCAUUAUUCACCGUCGCAACCACACUCAUGCCUAUUAUCCUGGACGACUCAACCAUGUAUACAGCCAUCACUGUUCCACUUUUUGUUCUUCUCCUCGUUGUCGUCGUCUUCGCUGCAGUUUGCUGUCACAAAAAGUGCAAAAAGUCACAAUCUUUCACCAGGGAGGAAUCUGGAUACUAUGCCAAUUUUAGCAGAGCAUCAGAGGACCCAGCCCAAAGAGUGGCAUCCUGUGAAAAUCAACAAAACAAAACAUUUUCUGAACCGAAUAUUAUUGAUGAGCCCAUCUACGUCAACACCGAGGCCCUUACAGAUCAGGUGGAUGAGGAUCACAUACAAAAUGUUUACGGAAAUGUAGAUUACUCAAAAUAGCACAAUAGCUGAAUCUCAUACAUCUAUUUGGUCUUAAACCUUUGUCUCAAAUGCAACCUUUGAAUUCUGCAUUGUUGGGGGUUUUGUUCAUGUCUGUGAAACAUCCUCUAGGCUAUGAAAGAUUAAUUGUGUGUCAUAAUGUAAAUGCAGAACCAACAACUAAAGAUGUUCCCUUAAAAAAAAACGGCGUGUUAUCGUGCCAGCAUGUUCCUUACUAGAACUAAAUAGACUCUCACGUACUCGCCCAGUUCUGCUCCAAUGACCUUGAACAACCACAAAGAUACUCAAAUUCACUAAAAGGAGAUAUAAAUAGAGCAUAAAAGGCUCAUUAUUAGAAAGACAACAUGUCUGUAUGAUUUGUAGUCACUUCAUGACUCUUUCAGUUUGGUUGUCUUGUCAUUUUUAUGUAUGUCGGUUACUCCUGAGUCCAGAUGUUUAUUUUCUUAUAAUUUCUUCACGGCUGUGGACUAACAGGAGUUGCAUAUAGCAAGUAUUUAUUUUUCGUUAUUUCAUAUUAUAAAAUGUAAGUUGUUUGGCAGUCAUGUAAGAAAGUAUAA